Spea bombifrons (plains spadefoot toad) is the source of this 1941-nucleotide messenger RNA. RefSeq names its product prostaglandin E receptor 3 (gene PTGER3). NCBI's taxonomy places the organism in Eukaryota, Metazoa, Chordata, Amphibia, Anura, Pelobatidae. Gene Ontology annotation, molecular function: prostaglandin E receptor activity. Gene Ontology annotation, biological process: adenylate cyclase-activating G protein-coupled receptor signaling pathway; negative regulation of gastric acid secretion; inflammatory response. The coding region runs from base 76 to 1167 and encodes 363 amino acids. The record is from RefSeq and is a predicted model, not a curated record. Gene Ontology annotation, cellular component: plasma membrane. The transcript has 2 exons.
AGCAGGUGUCCUGCCCCAUCCCGAGCCGGUAGAGGCAGGAGUGCGGGGUUCCCGGCGCACCAUGAGGGCAGGAGGAUGUGGGACCCGAACAUGUCCAACGUGCUCAGGGAGGGGACCCGGGGCAACAACAGCAGCAGCAGCCGGGGGCAGGAGGACAGCGGCUCGGUGUCCGUGGCUUUCCCCCUGGCCAUGAUGCUGGCGGGGCUGCUGGGCAAUGCGCUGGCCGCGGGGCUCAUCUUCCGGACGUACCGGAGAAAGUCCAGUAAACGGAAACACUCGUUCCUGCUGGGCAUCGGAGCCCUGGCCGCGACCGACUUCACCGGGCAGCUCCUCACCAGCCCCAUCGUGAUCUCCGUGUACGUGUCGGGCAGGCGCUGGUCCCGCGUGGACCCCUCGGGGCACCUGUGCGCCUUCUUCGGGGUGAGCAUGAGCACGUUCGGCCUGUGCCCCCUGCUGAUCGCCGUGGCCGUGGCCGUGGAGCGGACCCUGGCGGUGCGGAGCCCCCACUGGUACUCCAGCCACAUGGGCACCCGAGCCACCUGCACGGUGCUGCUGAGUAUCUGGGCCGGGGGGCUCUGCUUCUCCCUGCUGCCCCUGCUGGGGCUGGGGCAAUACACCCUGCAGUGGCCGGGCACCUGGUGCUUCAUCAGCACAGAGCCCACCUCCGCCGGGAACCUGAUCUUCGCCUCCACCUUCGCCUGCCUGGGGCUGCUGUCCCUUCUGGUCACCUUCAGCUGCAACGUGGCCACUAUUACCGCCCUGGUGAGCCGGGGCAGGAGCCGGAGAUCGACCUCCCAGGGCAGCAAGCAGUGGGAGAGAAUCACCAUGGAGACCGUCAUCCAGCUCAUGGGCAUCAUGUGCGUGCUCUUCACCUGCUGGUCACCUCUGCUGGUGAUAAUGCUGAAAAUGAUCGCCAAUCACACGUCGGUGGAGCGCUGCGGAAUUCCGGCGCAGGGAUUUGAGGCGCAGAAAGAUUGCAAUUUCUUCCUGACCGCCAUCCGCCUCGCGUCCCUCAACCAGAUACUGGACCCCUGGGUGUACCUCUUACUCCGAAAGAUCCUCCUGCGGAAGUUCUGCCAGGUCGCCAACGCCGUCUCCAGCUGCUCCAACGACGCGCUCAAGGAGCCUCCGAUGAUCUUAACGGCCGACGUGAAGCCCGACGGCUGACAUUUGUUCUUCAAAACGGAACUGAAGCUUUAAAAAAGACUCCGCUUCGUCAACGAGCUCACAAAACUAAUAAAAUACAUUAAAAUAACAAACAAAGUUCAUUUCAAGCUAAAUGUAAGACCCCGAUGGAUACAGAAGGCGGAAUAACCCAAGUAAAGCUGCUGUCCCACUUAUAUAAGAUAUUUUUUUGCUCUCUCUGGUAUGUUAAGCAAAGAAACCUUCACAGAUGUUUCAUUCUGUCCUCUGAAGGGUUAAUCACCUAAAAAAAAAUAGACAUGUUUUCGUGUUCUAUGGCAACAGCCUAUCAGUGCCUGUUGAGGAAAGCCUAAAGAUUGGAGGAGAGAGAGGGGAUGGGAGAGAUAUUUAAAUAUUUAGAGGGGUUAACAAAGUACAGGAGAGAAGAUUAUUUCAAAGGAGAAGAAAAGCUACAACAAGAGACCAGAAUCUAUGAUCAGAGGCUGAGAUGGAAGUUUUAUUUUACUGAGAGGGGGGUAGAUAAGUGGAACAGUCUCCCAGCAGAAGUGGUAGAGGGUAAUACAGUGAGGGUAUUAAACAUGCAUGGGAUAGACAUACGGCUCCUGAAUCUAAGACGAGACCAACUACUGAUUUGAGUCUUUACAGCCGGAGAAACCGGGGGACUAGAUGGGGCUGGUCUGCAGCUAAAUUGGGGUCUUAAGGGUUAAUGCCCCCCUAUGCAUUCUCUAUUAAUUGGUUGUGACAUAAAAGGAUUAAAAACGUUAAAAAAUUUAAAUAAAACGCUGAUUAUUUUCAGAA